Messenger RNA from Neodiprion fabricii, 3144 nucleotides. RefSeq names its product CCAAT/enhancer-binding protein-like. The record is from RefSeq and is a predicted model, not a curated record. The transcript has a single exon. Gene Ontology annotation, biological process: DNA-templated transcription; regulation of transcription by RNA polymerase II. Bases 924 to 2057 code for a protein of 377 amino acids. Gene Ontology annotation, molecular function: DNA-binding transcription factor activity, RNA polymerase II-specific; RNA polymerase II cis-regulatory region sequence-specific DNA binding. NCBI's taxonomy places the organism in Eukaryota, Metazoa, Arthropoda, Insecta, Hymenoptera, Diprionidae.
GCGCUGUUUGAGCGCAUUGAAACCUUGCGCCAUGUUACCACGGUAUUCAGUCGCGCGCCAACUCUCGAAUCGUGCGUGAGUUUUAUCUCGUGGUUCUACACGUUGCGGACUCCGUUGGCGCUGUUGAUAAAAAAAAAAAAAAUAAGAAUAAAGAAGUCAGGUUUCGUGCGACGCUUCUCCCUGUUGUGUAUAUCAUAUACGCGAACAAGGAGAGGAGUUAAAAAUAAAGGAACAUUAAAAGAGCGCGAGAGUAGAGUUAUAAAAAUACAUACGCGCGGACACUUAUCCGAUGAAAUUGAAAGCAACCGAAGAGCGAAAUGUACCCGUACCGUUGGCUCUAGAUAACAGACUCAUCGCCGGGGGCAAUAACUCACACGUGUUCCUCAACUCCGGGCAAUUUAAUAACAAACACGUAAUACGCGGGCUAAUUCUUGUGAGACGCGCGUGAAUGAGCCUGGCCUACGCCUCCCUCCUACGACUGACAUUAUCGCGGAGGCGGGUCGUCGUCGAACACGACCGAGAUACUCGCGUGUAAGAUAUUCGGUGGAUGAACAGUGUGCAGCGAGGAGCGGAUACGUCAGGUAUACGUGGUGAACCUUUGCCGUGGGGUGCGGAGGGUUUUUUUCGUCAGUACAACAAGAAAGUAUACGUGCGCACUAUUGUAUACCGAUAUUGCGCGCACAUACGCAAGUGAACAUCCCACCGCAUACUCGAGGUUUUCAAGAAUUUUGAUAAAGUGACAGUUUGUUAAUUUGAAAGUUACCGGGCUUUUAUGUGUUAUACAUUUAUACGUAUAUAUAACAAGGAGGGAGAAAAGUAGCAGGCCGUGCGUUCCGCAUCGGCGUACGAGAAGAGACUUGGAAGAGUUUGAGUCCGCGGUAUUAUGCGGGAGUGAAGAUAGGUGAAGUUCGAAUAGUCUGUCAAUGAUGGAAUCACCGGUGAUGUACGAAUCAGCUGCGCAUCAGGCGCAGUCCCAAGGUGUUCCGGCGGACCUUAAGAAAUCCUCCCAAGUGUUGAACAACAACUCGGCCCUUCAAGUGAACCACAACCAGCAGUCCGGCGGCACGGGCGGAACGGGGGUUAACAAGGUGUCGGCGAGCAAGGCGACCCUCAACCAGCAGUACGCCGAGCACUGCGCGGCAGCGGGCGAACUGACGGACCUCAACACACCCGAGAUAUCGCUAGAUCUUCAGCAUCUGAUCGACGAUUCACACUUCAACGAUGGACUCCUCGACAUGUUGGGGGGCGGUAACGGGAACGGGAACAACGCCAGCGGCGGCGGCGGCGGCGGAGGCGGAGGCCCAGGUUCCAACGGAAUGAAGCACUCGCGAAACGCCGGGUUCCCAGGGCGAACGACGCUCGCCUACAUGCCGCAGCCCGUACACAGCGGCGCGAGCUAUCACCAAGGGAGCAACAGCUGCAGCGACAGCAACAGCUCGAGUUCCGAGUCCCCCAGCAUAAAGGAAGAGCCCCUCGACCCCGCCGACUAUCGGCGUCACUGCCCUCAGUACCCCGCAGGUGCCGGCGCCUACAGCCCGGCGAACGGCGCCGGUCCCUUCGCGAACGGGGGGCCGACCUUCACGACCUUGACGCCCAGCACGGUCCCCGGGGGUCACCAGCAGCCGCGGGUCCCCAUGAAACCCGUGAUGUCGCACCAGCACCAGCACCAGCACCCCCACCCCCAUCAGCACCAGCACCAACACCAGCACCAGCACCCUCAGCAUGCUGCGGCCGCCGCGGCCGCGGCAGCGGCGAGGAAACAGUCAAAGAGCAUCGACAAAGCGAGCGACGAGUACCGGCGUCGCAGGGAGCGGAACAACAUUGCGGUGAGGAAGAGCCGCGAGAAGGCUAAGGUCCGUUCGAGGGAGACCGAGGAGAAGGUGAAACUACUCGUCAAAGACAACGACCUCCUCAAAAAGAGGAUCGAACUCCUUACCGAAGAGCUGAGCGUCCUCAGGUCGCUCUUCAGCAGCGUCGGCGUGGUACCUGAGCAGCUACAGCGCGAGAUCUCGAGGCAUCUCGAUCAGUUCCAACAGCACGCUGUCGGGCCCAUGUAGCAGCGGCUCCCGCGAUCCUCCCGUCAAAUCCCAUGCAAAGCUCGUUGCUUCGGCCCUCGAGCUCCGGCUUCUUCGCUCCGCCGUCCCCAGGGAGCGAGUAGCUAUUCGAGGAGACUCCGAGGAAUAGAGCUGCAGGAAAUUGGGCCCGAUUCGUCGCGCGACACCCACGUUUACCGUUACGCACGGUCGUCGGUCAAUAACUGCGGCAUAUUCAUGUAAUAAUAAGCGAAAAUUGCUAAACGAACAAUCGUAUAGUCGUAUAUGUAUAUGUACAGUGAUUUAACGAAGAACAGUUACAUUAUUUAUACACCUAUUACGACGGCCAUGACUGUAUGUACUACAGGUAUACGAGCUUCCUCGUCCAUGUAUUGCGUGUGCAUUACGACCCGGCGAACAGUUCGCGUGAACCGAAAGGAUUCGCAGGUGAGGCAGGCAAAGUUGAAUCUGUUUAGGUGAUACCAUGUUUCGCGUUAACCACUCUCGAUUGACCGAACGCUUCACAGAAUCCUCGUGGUACGCGCGUAUACGUUGAAUGUACAAUAUGAAUGCUGUGGGGUAUAAUUGUGCAGUAUAAUUGUGGUAUUGCAAUUGUACAUACAUUUCAUUAUUAUGCAUAUCUACCUACAUAAUUACGUGUAUAUGCGUGAAUGGGGCAUCGUCACCUACACAGUUCCCGUGAGCCUGUACCUAUCUACCUACCUACCUACCUACCUACCUACCUACCUGGUAUAUCAAUCUAGUUGCGUGGGCAUUGAGAACUGGCGACGACGGCCUUCUCCGCUUUCAUUUGAUUAUUACAGAACCGCCAUUCUAUCAUAGGUACAUACCGCAGUCUUCUAUACUCAAGAUGAAAUUGCCUGUGUGUGUACCCAUUACUUAUACGCGUAUCAACGGUGGGGUUGUUCAAACGGUCGUGCGGAAUAUCGAUGCAACGUGACCGCUGCCAGCAGCCCGUAAUAUUCAUUUCUUACCUAGGUUUUAUAACCUAUGUCCACCUUAAUCUUACGUUAGAAAAAAAAAAGAAAGUAAACGUCCCGUAAGAUCGGGUCGUCUCUGCGCGAAGAUACUUGGUUCAACGGUUCAAUUU